UUCUUCGCACAAUUUGUACACGUUGUAAUCCUGAAGACAAGAAGCAAACCAAGAUGGCGAAAGUUAUAUUCCCUCACAGUGUUCAGAAACGAAUAGAAGAAAACUUACAAAACGCGACGACCACAACGUUAGGUUUUCUUCUCGGGAAGUGGAUGGAGGACACGCUUCAUAUAUUCGGUUGUUACAGGUGUCCAUCAGAGGAUAUCGAAGAUGUUGGACAUUGCUUAAAGGAAGCGAGUGGUCAGAUUCCUUUAGGGACUGGGGUUUGUGGCUUAUUUGGUUUCUACCCAAAGAGUGAUGGCGAUGAUAAAGUAAUGAGAGAAAUAAGAAUGACUGCAACAAGGAGAUUCAAGGACCAAUGUAGUGGUGAUCAUUUAGUUAUGGCUGUGUUUAGAGGAGGUGAUAAUGGCAAACACCUACAGUCAACUUUCUGGUACCAUGCUGAUGGACGUGAUGUAUCCGAGGCAGAUGCCAAAUUCACAGACACCAACCAAAUUCUUGACGAGUGUGUUGUGUUUCGCUUGCACGGAAGUGUCAAGUUUGUUGUACGUCAUGACAAAAAAAAAGACAAAGUUAUCCAAAACAUUGCCAAAGAAUUGGGGAAUCAAAUCCAACAACUGAAGUCGAAUCAAACUGCCUUCCAUAUAAAGCACAGUCACAUCGUCAUGUUCCUCGACGACCCACCAUACGCACGGACAGAUGUGCUCACAGACGACACGCUAUGUCGUGACUUAUUCCAGUACAUUGAGAAAGAAGAGGAGGAGGCAAUGGGGAAGAAGAGGAAGGUUAAACUAAAGGAAAUCAGCAAGGAGGUUGUCCAUGUGAACGUGAUGAAACAGAUUGCAGGACCCAUACCAUUCGAAAAAGUUCCAGACUGUUCACCAUAUAUCGUACAAAAUCAAGAAUGUGUGAAGUAUAUGACGACUACUUUACCUCUUGAUGUGAUCGGUCUUGUCAGUCCCGAUGAACCUGUCGGGAAUCUGCCUCAAAUCUUCCUUCAAGGUCUCGUCAACCAACUCACAUGUAUGGGGCGAACGAUGUGCCAAUUUUACAAGGAUAACCGGUUAUGUAAACCCAAACCUUAUCAUUACAAGCCAGAUGUUAUAGGUCAUCUGGUAACACUUCUUCAACCAACAGGCUGGUCUGAGAGUGAUCUGGAAUCAUACCGACGUGAUCUGUCCCAGAAACUGAUGCUGCCACUGACCCGACCGACAUUGCGGUGUUGCUGCCGACAUGUCUUCCCUGAUGAAGGCUACGGUGACAGUUACCUUAGAAACACUCAUGUUGGACUCUCUAGAGCAGGAGUUAAAGGGAGCAAGACAUAUAUUGUUGAUGGCACGUAUGCCUACCAUCAUUACAUGCAGGACAAGUUUGAUGACAACGGCUGGGGCUGUGCGUACAGGUCACUGCAGACUAUAGUCUCCUGGUUCCGACACCAAGGUUACACAGAAGUCCCUGUACCUUCACAUAGACAGAUACAACAGGUCUUGGUUGAUGUUGGUGAUAAACAAACAUCGUUUGUUGGCAGUAGAAAGUGGAUUGGGUCAACUGAAGUUGGCUAUUGUCUGGAUCAUCUUCUUGGGGUGACCUCCAAGUUCAUGUUUGUGAGCUCCGGUGCCGAGUUGGCUGUGAAAGGGAGAGAACUAGCCAUGCAUUUUGAAAGCCAGGGAACUCCUAUUAUGAUAGGUGGUGGUGUCCUUGCACACACAAUACUAGGCGUGGACUUCAAUGACGUGACCGGAGACUUGAAGUUCCUUAUCCUAGAUCCACAUUACACCGGUGGAGAAGACAUAAAGGUGAUACAGGACAAGGGAUGGUGUGGAUGGAAAGGGCCAGAUUUCUGGAAUCAACAGGCAUUUUAUAAUCUGUGUAUGCCACAGCGGCCUGUUAUGUUAUGAUGACUCUCAGUGUGCUAUAAAGCUGAAUUUCUGUACAACUUUUCUUUGGACUGAUUCUUAAACUUCCAAAUGUAAUAAAGGUAAUAUGGUAAGGUGAGGUGGGUACAAUAAUAGCCCUAGUACAAUUAGCCUUUGUGUGCAUUUUUGUCCACUGUCAGCUGUUUUCUACAUGAUCAGGGCUAUUUUAUAGUUGUACCACUUUGUGAUCUGUCCGAAAAUGACGCAACUGCAAUGGAUAAAGUGAUCGUGUACCUUGAGUCGACUAGGUGCAAAAGAGGUGAAAGUGGAACAUUUUAUUUACAUCUAUGUGUAUAAAAUACAUUUAUUUGAUGAUAUUUAUUUAUUCAGGCAAUA
Molecule: messenger RNA, 2252 nt
Organism: Lineus longissimus
Lineage: Eukaryota; Metazoa; Nemertea; Pilidiophora; Heteronemertea; Lineidae
Product: ufm1-specific protease 2-like
Exons: 13
Coding region: 54-1898 (614 amino acids)
Source: RefSeq, a predicted model, not a curated record